UAAAAAAAAAAAAAAAAAAAAAAAGGCAGAGAGCAUUUUAAUUGGCGUAGAGAUGGGAAGAAGGAGAAGAAGAAUGACAUAAAAAGGAAUUGGAACAUUUGGCUCAAAUCUUCUGAGUCAGAGAUCUCUUUAAUCAUUCUCUCUCCUUUCCUGUCUGAUUCAUCAUCAAACUCAGAUCAAUAGGAUCAAAGCAAACGAGGUUUCAAUACAGAGUUUUCGAAUCUCGCUUGCUUCUGUGGAACUUCUUGGUACACACACAGUCAUUGGUUAAGAGAGAUAUUAUGGCAGAGGUUAAGGAUCAAUUAGAGAUUAAGUUCCGGCUCAAUGAUGGUUCCGAUAUCGGCCCUAAAUCGUUUCCUGAUGCUACUACCGUUGCUACAUUGAAAGAAACUAUUGUUGCUCAGUGGCCAAGAGAUAAGGAGAAUGGGCCAAAGACAGUGAAAGAUGUGAAGUUGAUAAGCGCAGGUAGAAUAUUGGAGAACAACAAGACGGUUGGAGAUUGCAGGAGUCCUGUCGGCAAUUUCUCAGGUGCUGUCACCACAAUGCAUGUUAUAAUUCAUCAUCAAGUUACUGAAAAAGAAAAGAAGAAGAAGAAGAAGUCUAAAGGUGAUCUGAAACAGAACAAAUGUGUCUGUUUAUGUUUUGGAGCUCGGUGUUAACAAAUGUGCAAGACAAGUAGAGUUAAAAAAAAGCUUGGGAGAUUCACAUUCUAUUCUUGAGCCUUCUUCAAUACCUUUUAAAAAAAAAAAAAACUUUUUUGUAAUCUUUUUUGUUCCAUGAUUGGCUUUUUGAUCGCUUGAGGUUUGGUUUCUAAUGUAAUUCUGAUUCGUAACACCGUGGAAUUAUUAUUAUUAUUAGGUAUCAAAACGAAUUUGCACGGAA
Arabidopsis lyrata subsp. lyrata is the source of this 882-nucleotide messenger RNA. RefSeq names its product membrane-anchored ubiquitin-fold protein 2. Bases 282 to 659 code for a protein of 125 amino acids. NCBI's taxonomy places the organism in Eukaryota, Viridiplantae, Streptophyta, Magnoliopsida, Brassicales, Brassicaceae. The transcript is spliced from 4 exons. The record is from RefSeq and is a predicted model, not a curated record. Gene Ontology annotation, molecular function: protein binding.